GCGCGACCCACCCAGCCACAGCGGCAGACAGUAGUAGUUCGCUGCGCUAUCCGUGAUACACGACGAGUGAAUAUCGUGCGUCGCACAAAACCGUACGGCAAUAUCGUCCCGUCCCGUAUCUCUCGAUAUCGUUCACGCACAUCGUUCUCCUUCUCGUCGUAGGGAAGAGAGGAGAUAGGGAGAUUUCCGCGGGAUUUGUGGAGAAUUCGCCGAGUUUCUUCGGGCAUUCUCAACGAGAACGUGGGACUGUAGGCGGGCCGGGAAGAGGAAGAAGAGAUGAAAGGGAUGCUGGCGCUGGCCGCACUGCUCGGCGUCCUGUCAGUCUGCCGGGUGCAGGCGGUGUCAGAGAGGCUUGAAUUGGCACCAGCUGGUGGAAGAUCAGAGCCGCAGGUCGCUACCUUGUGCGAACCUGGCGAGGUGUACCUUGCUCAGCAUAUGGGAGAGCAGGGUCGAUGGGUCUCUUCGACCGAUAAGAAGAGCUGCAUGACGGAUAAGCUCGAGAUCCUGGAGUAUUGUAAGAAGGCUUACCCGAAGAGAGAUAUCACCAACAUUGUCGAGUCGUCGCACUACGUCAGAGUCGGCGGAUGGUGCAAGCCUGGAAGGAACAAGUGCAAACUUUCGCGAUGGGUCAAACCUUACAGAUGUCUGGAGGGGCCCUUCCAGAGCGACGCACUUCUCGUGCCGGAGGGCUGUCUCUUUGAUCAUCUUCAUAAUCAAACAAAAUGCUGGGAUUCUCACAGUUGGAACACCACGGCGGCGGAGACCUGUCGGGAGCGAAACAUGAAUCUGCGUAGCUUCGCGAUGUUGCUCCCGUGCGGUAUAUCCCUGUUCUCCGGUGUGGAAUUUGUAUGCUGCCCGAAACACCUGAAAGAGAACGUGAAAGUGAAAAAACCGAUCGAUUUGCCCAUCCCGAAGAGCAUGGACGACGAUCUCGACGAGGACGAGGAUGAUCUCGAUGACGAAGAUGAUCUGGACACAGACGCUGAGGACGAGGAUAACUCCGACGGUGAUCUCGACGACGUGCUUAGCGAUCAACCCGAUGAGGACGAAAGUGAAGAGGAAUACGACGAUCUCGACGAUUACGACACGACCACCAGUCGAUCAUCAACGACCGUUUCCACGACGGAAAAAGCCAAGCAGGAGGCGACGGCGAUGCCGCUGCCGAUCAGCACGAGCACGCAGCAGCCAUCCCAACCACAAGGCACGCCCGAUCCUUAUCUGACGCACUUCGAUCCGCGAUCCGAGCAUCAGAGUUACAAGCAGGCUCAGAUGCGACUCGAGGAAGUGCACAAGGAGAAAGUGACGAAAGUGAUGAAGGAUUGGAGUGACCUCGAGGAGAGAUAUCAGGACAUCAGGGCCCACGAUCCCGUCGCCGCGGAUGCUUUCAAGCGUUGGAUGACGGCGCGAUUCCAAGAGACAGUUGCCGCGCUCGAGGAGAGCGGCGCCGCGGAGAAGCAUCAGUUAAGCGCGAUGCAUCAACAGAGAGUGCAAGAGGCUGUUAAACAGAGAAACGAAGAAGCCAUGGCAUGUUAUACGGCGGCACUUAACGAAACGCCACCGAAUAUGCACCGCAUUCAAAAAUGCUUGCAAAAAUUACUCAGAGCCCUUCACAAAGACAGGCACCAUACAAUCGCUCAUUACAAGCAUCUUCUCGACAGCAGCUUAGAACAAGCGCAACGAGAGAAACCGGCAACUUUGGAACAUCUGGCGGAAAUCGAUAGGAUUACCAAUCAGAGCCUCUUGAUGUUGGAACGAUAUCCAGAUCUAAGCGCGAAGAUUGGCCGUCUCAUGGACGAUUACGUUUUGGCCCUCAGGAGUAAAGAUGAAACUCCGGGAUUGCUGUUGGCGAUGACGCGGGAAGCAGAGGCAGCCAUUCUAGACAAGUACCAGGCUGAUGUUGCCAGCAAGCAGCAAGAGAAGGAACAUCAGAAGCAACUCGAACGGGCGCGCAAAGAGCAACGUAAGGCGGAACGCGGCGAGCUGCGUACAGAGCAGGAACAACAUGAAGAAAACGACUCGGCAAUUGAUACCAAGGAUAUUCCUCAGCAGUCAGAGCAAACCGUCGCGGUCGCUGCCAUGCAUAACGAGGGAGUAGUCAGAGCAGCUCACAGUAUGACUCAUGAUGUCUCUCAUUCUGAACCAGGUUACUCUGUAAGGCGAGAGGUGUACCACAGAGAAAGUCGAUCCGUCUAUUUCACACUUGCAUUCGCUGGCAUAGCACUUAUGGCGGCUGCAGUUGUGGGCGUCGCAGUAUUUAAGAGACGCAGUGCGAGAAGUCCUCAUAGCCAGGGUUUCAUUGAAGUCGAUCAAGCAGCUACGCCGGAAGAACGGCACGUCGCGAAUAUGCAGAUCAACGGUUACGAGAAUCCUACAUACAAAUACUUCGAGGUGAAGGAAUAAUUCGGCUGUCGCCUCACAGUUUUCAUUUCUGAAGCUGGUCGCAAUCGCGUAUUCGUUCUCGCGUAUUUCCUUCAAGAAUCUCAUAGUAUUUUGUUAGAGUAAGAUAUAUAAAUAAUAUGUAUAUCUCUAACCCCCCGCGAGAUUCUUCCGAAGAUCCGGAACAUGUAUAUUUCCCGGAGAUGCGCUAAUCCAGAAAACGCGUUUCUUAAUCGGCAGAUCGCGCUUGCGACGAGACAUUGCGCGUAUAUCGCGUCCACUUGUUACAUACCCCGGCUCCACGUCGCGGUGUAAAUCGAUUUUCGCAAAGAAUUGACAAUAUCUGUAAAAUAAAGUUUGUAGCAGGGAUACACGCUGGAUGGGAACGAAACGGAUUCUACGGGAGAUAAAAUGACGUAGAAUUUACACUUAUGUGCCAUACGAACACGAGUGUUACACGCUAUCUUCGGAAGUAUCUCAUGCACAUAUUGUUUUCACGUUAUGUUGUCAUAUACAUGUCGGUAUAAAAACGCAGGAAGGAGCGCUCGUGUUGUGUAAAAGUAGAAAACGCCAUUUUUAGACUUACCUCGAUGUUCCUUCGCCUCUACACGUUGUGCACUCGAAUUGGAAGCUCCGCGGAUCGACGUUGAUCGUAACUGAUCACUCUCACUCCUUGGGGACGAACGUUCGAAUGACGAUAGAACGUGCGUUUACACGGACAAUGUAAACGUCGGUAAACGCGUUGUCGUUGCGCUCUUUCCUGUAUUUUUAGGUUCUGAUAUUUUCGGAGAUAAUCAAAAUGGCAAUAAAACAUAACGCAGCUUAAGCACUACACGAAAAAAAGCGAUAGCGUUUGUAGUAGCUUGUUACUGGGAGCAGCAUAUAGACGUAAAUACUCCGAUUAAUCGCGUAAUCAUUAACGUUAUGCUAAAAUAAUCAAGCGCGAGCGAGCUACGCGGCACUCUUAAAAUAUCAGAACAUACGCCCCAUGUUAUCGUUGCACAUUUCACUCUUACCUUCGUGAUGCAGCUGUUUUAUUCUCUCCGUCUCCGUUCGAUUCCCACUGCCUCGUUUUCUCUCGGUGACCUUUUUCAGUACUUAACGUCUACUUUUAGAUGAUAAAGAACCUUAAGAUGUAAGGAAAUUAAGUAUCAUUGACGUAUAUCUCGAAGUUAAUGGCGAUGAUGAGGAAGCAAGCAUUCUAUCAUUCCACGCGAAAACCCAUUGUUUUGUCGAGGUGCUGAGAACGCUAGCAUGGAGAAUGUUCGGCAGCUUCGUUCGAUCUCGCCGACGAGAAACGACGAUCGUCGCAUCGGACAGAUCAUGCCGAUGCUGUCGAAUAAGAGGAACAGUUCAACCGGAGAUCAUUUUCGAGUGGCAUUAGUACCUCUGACUAUGUUAGGUCGAAAAAGAAAAAGAGUGUGGCAGCUGUUGAGGUAAGCGUUUCUCUUUCGUUUCCGCGUUUUGCGUUCUCGGGAAAAAAAAAAAAGGGAAAAAAGAUCGUUAAUACAAUAACUAUCUUAGGAUAUAUUACUAAUUAUAUACGACGCGCGAGACGACGAUGAUGAUAUAAUAUAUAUUACACGUUUAAUGCUUAUAUAUUUGUAUAUGGUCAAACGAAAAAAAAAAAAAAUGGUAGUAGCCCGCACUUUAGCGCCAGGGUCGCGUGGGGAGAAGAAAGCACAUACAGUUCUUGAUUUUUUUUUUUCUUCAUCUCGGAACCACGUUAGAUAGUUACGCGCUUUCGUCGAACUUAUUUGGUAAAAAAGAGCUUGCGAUACGAUGCGGUGCAUUCAACGCCGGCGCAUGCAGACGCGCUGCCACAAUCUACAGAGCCAUUACCGUCCAUUAGUGGUUGUGGUAAUGUGGUAACAUGUAAUCACACACACCACAGAAGUCUUAAAGACAUCUAAAAAAACACGUAAUAAAAAGUCACGACGUCUUUAUAAUGUCUGAGAGAUUAAGAUAUCUCUACGUAGUCUAUGAAAGAUUGCGAUGUAUUUUUAAACGUCUAAGAGAUUAGAACGUUUUUUUUUUCUUUUUAGUCGUCUUUAUGACGUCUAUCCUAUGGCGGGGGCACGAUAAGAGCGUAAGCAUAGUUAUCGUUAGUGUACCGUAUUGUACCUUGAGGCAUUCGGGUCGGUCGAUCGCCCCGACGUAAUCUCGAUAUAUCCAAUAAUAUAAGGGACGGAUUCAGCUCGACGACGCGCGAUGAUUACUAUUAUCUUGGUAAAUAGCAAUUAAAAGUCGCGUUCUGUAUUCUGUAUUCUUAUGUGAAAUGCCCCACACGAAUGUCCAUGCAUAAGUACAUACAUUCCCGAUUACGUGCUAAGAUAAUCCUCUCCUUCAAUUGCGCUCACUUUACUACGAUUGUGUCGCGCGACACAUACGAUAAUCGCCCGCGAUCAGAGGGCGAUUAAAAAAAAAAAAAAAAGAAAUCCUUUAGA
Formica exsecta is the source of this 4823-nucleotide messenger RNA. RefSeq names its product amyloid-beta-like protein (gene Appl). The transcript has 15 exons. Gene Ontology annotation, biological process: axonogenesis; central nervous system development. Gene Ontology annotation, molecular function: heparin binding; transition metal ion binding. NCBI's taxonomy places the organism in Eukaryota, Metazoa, Arthropoda, Insecta, Hymenoptera, Formicidae. The record is from RefSeq and is a predicted model, not a curated record. The coding region runs from base 277 to 2400 and encodes 707 amino acids. Gene Ontology annotation, cellular component: neuron projection; neuronal cell body; membrane.